CUGCUUGUGAUUGACAUCCGUGCUUGGCCAAUAGGCAGCCGAGGAGGCCCUCCGCGUGCUUCCAAUGCUUGCACGGGAGGGGGCGGGCACACCCUCCCUCUUCCAACCCCCACCCCGCUUCAAGUUCAAAAGUGGGGCGCGCCGCUCGCAAACUGAGAGUGCCGGGACAUCAGUCGGCGUGGACUCACACCUGCAGGCCCCCCCCCCACCGCCGCCCUCAACCGUGUCGUUUUUUUUUUUUUUUUUGUUCUCUGCUGACAUGUUGUGCUCGCUUCUCCUCCUCUCCCUCUCAGCGGCCGGCGUCGAGCUUUACGCGCAGCCGCCGCUUUACGCGGCGCGCUCGGAGCUCCCGGAGGACGCCAUCCUGGUGGCCAACAACGGCAUCCGCGUGCCGCUGGGCCGGGCCGUCUUUGUGGACCCGGUGGACGACCUGGUGCUGCAGACGCGGCCGGGCGAUGCCUGCAGCCUGACGGUCCUGGACCACGACCCGCUCGCCCGACGCCCCGGCCGCCUCUCGCCCGAGAAGUUCCCGUGCGAUUUCGGCCCCGGGGACGUCGCCUACACCCACUACGGGGCCGAGAGUCCGCCGCUGGAUCGGGUGCGGCUGCAGCUGCGCUACGACGCGCCCGCGGAGACGGUGGUCAUCCCCUUGGUGAUCGAGGUGCGGGUGGACUUUACGCCGCUGGAGGUGCUGACCAAGAACACGCCGCUGAGCGUCACCCGCCCGAGGGGCACCAGCGACGCCGUGGACGGCGAGAUCUUGGCCUUCACCUUCGACCGGGAGGUCUACGCGUGCCAGGCCGUGUCGUUGGCGGGCAGGAGCGCCCUGCCGCGCUACGGCCGACUGCUGGAUGGCGGGAAGCCCUUCCGGACGGCGGACUGCGACCGGCUCACCCGGGCCGACAUCCGCUACCGGCACACCUUCCGGGGGCCCUCGCCCGACCGGGACCGCGUCCCCAUGGCGGUGGAGCUCCGGGACCGAGAAGGCACCCUGGUGAAGCGGGAGCAUUUCCAGCUGACGGUGCACAUCGGCCACGGCCGGGAGAACACGGCGCCCAGGCCCAGUUUGGCGGCCAGCAUGACGAUGGAGGUGAGCCAGUUCGCCAUGACGGCGCUGACGCCCGAAAUGCUGGCGGCGGAGGACGCCGAGGCCGACCCGGGGGACUUGGCCUUCAACGUCACCUCGCCGCUGUCGUACGAGGAGGGCUACAUGGUCAGCACCGACGACCAGAACCUGCCCGUCACCUCCUUCUACCAGCGGGACCUGCGGGACCUCAAGAUCGCCUACAAGCCGCCCUCGCUGGAUGCCCACAGCGAGCGGAUCUUCCAGUUGGAGUUUGAAGCGGUGGACCCGGAGGGAGCCGCGUCGGACCCCUUUGUGUUCACCAUCGUGGUGAAGCCCCUCAACCCGCUGGCGCCGGCGGUGACCCGCAACGCCGGUCAGCUGCUGUACGAGGGCCAGUCCCGGCCGCUGGUUACCGGCGGCAACCUGGAGAUCGCCGACGAGGACGACCCGGAGGCGGUGUGGAUCGCGGCGGUGGGCGGCUUGCGCCACGGCAUCCUGCUGGUACGGGGGCGCCGCGGCCACGCCUUCGCCGCCGCCGACUUGGCGGCCGGCGCGGUGGCCUACCGGCACGACGGCAGCGACACGCACAGCGACAACAUCGUGUUCCGCGUGACGGACGGCAAACACCGCGUGGAGUUCCUCUUCCCCGUCACCGUGGUGCCCACGGACGACGAGCCGCCCGUCGUCGGCGUCAACGCCGGCCUGGUCCUGUCCGAGCGGCGGAUGGCGUCCGUGUCGCCGUUGGCGCUCGCCGCCGUCGACGUCGACUCGGACGACGCCGCCGUUCGAUUCACCGUGGUCCCGCCCUAUUCCGCCGUCGGCGCCUUGCUGCUGAGGCAGUCGGACGCCCCGGCGGACCCGUCCUCCUGGAAAUUCAACUCGGAGGACGACGUCUACGAGAAGGAGGUCCGGGAGUGGCUCCAGAGGGACAUCACGGAAGGGAGGCUGUUUUACAAGCACGUGGGGCCGCGCAACACGGAUACCGUCACCGACCGCUUUGUCUUUACGCUCCGGGACGACAACGACCCCCCCAACGAGUCGGGCCGGGCUACCUUUGAGAUCCGGGUGUUGCCCGUCGACACCGUCCCGCCUGAGCUGCACUCGGAGUCGGCCGUCGGAGUCGGGCUGCGCUUGGGCGUCCCGGAAGGGGGCAAAAACGCCAUCGGUCCUCAGCACCUGAACGUCAACAACCUGGAGCUGGAAGACGGUGAGACCAAAGACCUUUUUGGCGCGCGCGCACACAGCACAACACAACAGACUCUCAGUUGCUCUUUUUGUUGUGUGGCGCGCGUGGCAGGCGGCGACAAGCGGACGGGCCAGCGGUCAAGCGCCGAGCGGUGCCGGAUCUCGCUGGAGAAGGACUCGUACGUGGUGGGCGAGGGCGACGUCUUCGUGGAGGUGCUGCUGAGGCGGAGGGGCUACCUGGGUCACACCUCCUUCGUAGGCAUCGCUACUCGGGACGGCAGCGCCGAGGAGGACCGGGACUUCCGGGGCGUUCCCCGCGGGCAAGUCCGGUUCGACCCGGGCCAGACCGGGGCCUCCUGGCGGGUCCGGAUCCUCGCGGACGGCGAGUACGAGCGGGCCGAGACUUUCCAGAUCCUUCUGUCGGAGCCCGUCAUGGCGACGUUGGAAUUCCCCGCUGCCGCCACCGUGGAGAUCCUGGACCCCCGUGACGAUGUGGCGUCGAGGCGGGCGGGACCCCAGCGCGUCGCCCACGUUGAGGUCCCGUCUGACAACGCGACCGAGAGGACGGAAGCCUUCGCGCCGUACCCGGAGCCCGACGACAACACGGCGGACGUGGGGGAGGCCCACGUCACCUUCCCGUCCCGGCCUCACGUGCUCUCGCUGCUCCAUUAUGACCGCCCGGCCGCCGCCGACCCGCAGCCGCCCGCCGGCUAUCCCGUCAUAUGCGUCACCGCCUGCAACGCGCGCCACCCAGACUACGAGAAAACGGGUUCCGCCUGCGUCGGCGAGCGGAUCGACGACGCCCAGACGCGCUACCACUGGCUCGUCGGCGCCCCCGCCGGGCCUGCCGGCGUCGCCGCCCCCAUGAGGGUGCUCGACUUGGACACCUUCUUCACCUCCUCCGAGGCCAUCACGCUGGACUCGAUCUACUUCCAGGCGGGCUGGCGGGUCCAGUGCGCCGCCCGGGCCGUCGACUCCAACGGUGACCAGGGCCCGGAGCUCAGCAGUCCCAUUGUCACCAUCAGCCGGGAGGAAGGUCAGGCCAACAUCAUUCACGUCGCCCUGAAUCGCUUCAAACGACCGUCGGCCCCCGACGGGGCGGAGGCGGGCGAGCCGACGGGCGGCGAGAGGGCGGAGGGUGCGGCGGCCGUGGCGGAGGCCUUGUUGGGCGUGCUGCUCCUGGUACUGACCGGCGGCAUCCUGACGUUGGCCUGGCGCUCCGGAGCCAAGUGCGACAUCGGGCGGGAACGAGGGCGGCGGGACGACGAAUGGGAAACCGUCAAAGGUUCGCUGAGCUCAGAGCCCAUCUUGGUGGUCAGGAUGCAGCGCUCCCACGACGGCUACGUGGUCUGACACCCAUCAAAGGAUACCGGAGAAGGAUUUCACGUCUUCUCUCUUGCUUUUCCGUACAUUUCUUUCAUAGGCUGACUUUUUUUUUUUUUAGGUGCAUGGUGCUGUGGUACGAGGGCGUAUGUAGGCCACGCCCCUAAGGGAAAACCAUAAAAAUAGGUUUGUUUAUUUUAAAGAUAAAUGUUACAGGUUUUAAAUCCGUAUUCACGUGAAAAAAAAGCUAAAAUAUUACAACACUGUCAGAAAAAAAACUUUCAACUAAUUAAAAAAAAAGAACGUAAAAAGUCAACAUUUGAACUGCACAGGUUUUAUGAAAGAAAGUCAAGGACUGCAUUUAUUACCAGGCGUGAUGGCAAAACCAAAUCAAGAGAUUGGUUGUUACAUUCAAGCUCUCAUUUACGUUUUGUAUCUCACAUUUGAACGGAAUUGUGGGCUUCUGUCAUUUAUCUAUUCAUCACUAUUUUCCAGUUGUCUGUUUUCCCGGUGUGUCGUUUCAUCACGUCCUUGUCAGUGUGUCGACUUGGAGCUUUUAUGACUUGUUUUUUAAUUAAAUGUAUUUAUUCGAAUACAUUUGGACACUUUGCUGGU
Molecule: messenger RNA, 4189 nt
Organism: Hippocampus zosterae (dwarf seahorse)
Lineage: Eukaryota; Metazoa; Chordata; Actinopteri; Syngnathiformes; Syngnathidae
Product: FRAS1-related extracellular matrix protein 2-like
Biological process (GO): cell communication
Cellular component (GO): membrane
Source: RefSeq, a predicted model, not a curated record